This is a messenger RNA of Marchantia polymorpha subsp. ruderalis, 4515 nucleotides long. NCBI's taxonomy places the organism in Eukaryota, Viridiplantae, Streptophyta, Marchantiopsida, Marchantiales, Marchantiaceae. The record is from the annotation of a GenBank genome assembly.
GGCUCUGGCGCAAUGCGAGAACGGAGAGGGAGCAGAGAGAAUUCAUCGCUUCGUUUCAGUUUGGCUGAUGGUUUCCCGUCGAGGAUAUCGUUUGAGGGUUUGUUGAAUUUGGACGAUGGGUGGGGGGGGGGGGUUCAGACGCUCAGAUGGGUUUGAGCUCUUCACUGACGCCGAAGCCGAGAUCAGAGCUGAAACUGCGGGGGAGAGUGGAAAUCUCCGAGGAGCACGUUUUAGCUGAGUGGUCUCUUCUGAUGGGAGUCCAUUUCUAACCAACGCUAUGGUUUUGAGGCUCGUGGCUGACCGUCGGUGGGCAAAGCUCGUUGUAGCCACUUACAUCGCAACAAGUGCAACACUUUGUCUCUUCAGAGUUUCGCUCGGCUUCCGCAUCUGCCACGCGAAGGUUGACAUCUCACCAAUGUGCCCACCUCUAUCUAUAUUUGGGACUUUGUACUUGUCGAGUGGAGGUUCUCGCCUAGUACAAAAUCAUGCCAUCGGUCAGAAGUCGAAUAUUUUUCCUUUCGACAUGGCUCGUUAUCUUGAUAUUAAUCAGCUUCUAUCAGUAUCGUAGACGAUUUGGCACAACGCCGCAGCGAUCGCUGUUGCUGGAUCAUCAUCUGCCCUUCUCCUGUGAAGGACGAUGGAUACAUAUCUAUAAUCUUUCUGACAUCUACAACGAGAACUUGGUGAGAAAUUGCUCGACAUUUAAGAAACCCGAAGACCUUUGCCCUUACAUGGAGAAUGGGGGAAUGGGGCGAGCCUUCACUUACGAACCCGAGAUCUUUCCCGUAAAGUCCGAGGGUUCGGUCUGGUUCAAUUCGUGGCAGUCAAGCCUCGAGCUUUACUUUCACGAGCGACUACUGCAAUACCCGUGUAUUGCGCCUAUCGAGUCGGCAGAUAUGUUCUAUGUGCCCUUUUACGCCGGAAUGGAUCUAUCGUACAGUAUGACUCAUCGCAGUGUUAAGAAGGAAGCUCACUACGUGGAACUUUUAACUUGGCUCCGAGAGCAAUACUUCUUCACUCGUCGAGGUGGGCUCGAUCACUUCAUUACGCUGGGCCGAAUUGCACUCGACUUUCGAAGACCCAGAGGAGACUCAUGGGGCACCCAGAUGCUUUUACACCCUGAGUUUCAGAACAUGGUCAAGCUCACAGUAGAACGAGAUGGAGGCACUCCCGCAUUUUCUAAGAAUGAAAUUGCCAUACCCUACCCGACCUACUAUCAUGCUCGCAGCGACAGGCAAGUGGAAGAUGUUGUUAGUUGGGCACUUCAAUCACAUCAGCGCUCAGUGUUUGUAGCCCUGGCAGGCAUUCGAAAACAACGAUUGGGUGGCAUAAGAGAGAAGCUAAUGAGGGACUGUGAAUCGGAUGGGAGAUGCACUUUACUUAUCUGCGAAGGACAUGAAGGUGUAAACCAGACCGACCUGGACACGAGAUAUCCUGGUAACUUACCCAUAGCAGGACAUAACCUUCACACAUCGUGCAACUAUCCUUCAGCACCUCUGGACACUUUUCAUAGAUCGCAGUUUUGCUUGCAGCCGCCGGGAGACAGUCCUACUCGUCGUUCCUUCUUUGAUGCGUUAGUCGCUGGAUGUAUUCCAGUAAUUUUCAAGCCCACGGCUGCGUGGACGCAGUAUAUAUCAUUUCUUCCUGAGAAUGGAGAAAGCUUUUCCAUUCUUAUACCAUUCUCAAAGCUCAGAAAAGACAAUGUGAUCGACAUGCUGACGAGAAUUCCCCAAACUCAAAUAGUUGCGAUGAGAGCAAAGAUCGGAGAGUUGCUCCCACGAAUUCUCUAUGCUCAUGUUGCACGAAAGUACCCUUCAACCUCGGGGGCAAACGGAACGGUGAUGGAGAAUCCGGAUGCGUUUGAUCUUGCGCUCGUAGAGGUGCACAACCUCAUGAAGAGGAACGAGGGGAAGUAGAGUGACAGGAGAUUCUCCUCCGGGGAACGAGGUCGUGCAUGCCAGAUGUCCUCGUCAGGGGUCCGGAUGACUCCGGAGUAUCGGAAGUUUUGGACGCGAACUCAUGACCUCGAAUUGAAUAUAGAUUUCUAGCCGCAUCCAUCGGCCCAGACCUGGGCUCGUUGUUUGUGACCGAGAAAAGGCAAUAGCAACACCCAGCGUCGCUAUGAAGAUAAGACAGAUGAGCAGCAAUUGGCACGACAUUGGCACCAAACAGCCUCCGCUGUGGAAAUCGCUGAAGUAGACAUCCCGAUGAUCGUGUAUUAGUUGCUGGUGAUACCUAAUUGAUACGAAGCCAUCGCCGUCAGUGGCCGAGUGAUGAAUUCAAUCGGUAUCCAUAGUUCCACUUUCUCCGCGAAUUCGGGUAAAGUGACAGCGAUGUUUUCAAUUUCUCGAGUCCCUCUGGCGAGGGCAUCACAGUUGAAAAGCACAGGUUUCUGUAACUUGAAAGAGCAUUGCAAGCUUUGGCUCUUCGUCAAAACUCAAGGACGAUACUGAACUCUAGCAUUCAGCAAGAAACCCAAUGGAACUGGGUUCCCGAGAACCAGUGUGGUGUAAACAUCGUAACGUCACUAGGCAAAACUCUCGAAGCGUUUCAGCUCUUGUAGUUGUGCGAAGGGGCGGUGGGUUUUCCUAUCAAAGCUCAAAGCAGCAAAUACAGGAAGCGUCUACAAAGCUUGCCGGCAAACACAUGAUUUGAAGUGGAUUUGAAGGACGGCUGGACAUCAUACAGGGAUGCUUGUACAUCUCGGGUGAGUGGAAGAUUCGACAUUUGCAGCAGAUUCGAGAAUCGAAUUAUGACCGCCCAAGAAAAAUGCAGUGGAUAAUUGACUCCAGGGACUCCAGUCGUGCUUCUCACGUACAGCACCAGCUCCAGGGUGCAGCCGCUCAUUUUGAUUACCCUCGCCGCCCAAUGUUUCAACUUCAGGCUGAUAGAAAGUACGAAUCGAAGGUGCUAAACAUUGUCGCACUGUGAGUGCUCGGAUGCCAUGCACGUCAUCCCCUUCAACGAAUCAUGAUGACUAUGUCAUAUGAACGAGGUGCUGUGACUCGGGCCAAAUUUUCCAUCAAGAUGGUGCUGAGCUCGAGAGCUUCGUGACUACAGAGUCGGCAUGCGUUGACCGACAAUGAUAAUCCGUCACCCCAGAAAUGAGGUGGAACUCUUUUGGAGAUUCGAUGCGACAAAAGCUCGUACGAAUGAUAACUGAUUUUCUCAGCGAAGUGGCGAGUUCAAGCUCGAGUCCUCGGAUAAGACAAUUUGCCGAAAGCGGAACUGGGGAAGAGCAGAGUCUUGUACCCGGAAUUUCCAACGAAUUGACUAUCGAUCGCAUACUCACGAAGGUUCCUUGGAAAACGCUCUAUGUCCUCCAGUCGGUUAGCAUCGCCUGGCGUUCAGCAAUCUACAAUCGCAGGGUUUAUGAUGCUCGGGUUCGAAACACUGCAACCCAAACUCUUGUCGGCUUGAUCCACAGAGCUCCGGUUCCCAAGUCUGGAGAACCUUCCCUAGAUAACCUUUACAUCCGAACGAUGGACCACGACACCAGAACUGCUGCAGUUCCGUGGUGGUCGCAGUUCGCCAUAUCCCUGUAUGAUCCAGUCGACAAGUCGUGGCAUCAGCUGCCUCCAAUUCCCCAUGUUCGCAGCGGAAUUCCGAUCAGAUGUGGAUGCGUGUUCUUGGGUGGGAAGCUUUACGUUCUCGGUGGAGACGAGCAGUGUAACAGCAGGACGAGAAACGAGGUCUAUAUGUUUGAUUUAGUGGCUGGUCCGGGCGAGUGGCAGCCGUGUGCUAGCAUGCUGAGCCGAAGGUCAGACUUUCCCUGCGGUGUGAUCGAUGGCAAUAUCCUCGUAUCUGGAGGGUCGGCAGGCCUCGAAGCCGAAAUGUAUGAUCCGAAGGAAGAUUUAUGGCUUCCUAUUGCAGAUUUACUUAAUCUGCGAACGAACCAUACUAUGGUGACUUUAGAUGAGCAGUUGUAUGUUCUGGGUGGAGCGGUGAGAUACGAAACUGAGGAUGACGAUGGCAGUGUCGACAUAUACGCGGAUGCAGACUUCGCCGAAGUCUAUGAUCCCGCCAAGAAUCGGUGGAAGGAGGUACCGCAGGUGUUGGAUGGGGUAGGAGACCACACUCUGGUAGUUGUUGAUGGCAAGCUUUAUGACUUUCGACACGAAGCUGUAGAUGUUACGGUGUACGAUGUCAAUACAAACUCCUGGACUCUAUCACAGCCCAUAUGCUGGGACGCUCUAGAAUCCAUGGGAGCUUCCAACGGUGCUUGUUGUGCGAUCACAGCAACAGCUGUGGAUGGUGAGCUCUUUGCUCUGGUGAGAUGGCAGGCUAAUUUUUACGAGAAACUGUCAGUUCUCAAAAGUAGAGGUUUUGCCAACAAAAGAGUUCCCCUGACUUGGGACGGAGUUUUAUGUCCAUUUAAGAUUGAUCUGAACUGGCCUUUCUUGUGUACUAUAAAAGUGUGAUCCACAUACAAAAGCGAUGCAACUUUAUGUUGCAGUAGUUGCUGGUCUUCUGUUGUUGGAUCCAGAAUAGGUUACGAGUGAAAACAAAUUACAA